AUGGGUAAAGAUUGGUAUUGGGGUGCCAGAAAAUCCUCCAAGAAAACAACACCUCAAACAGAUAUCCCUUCUGGUUGCAUGUGUGCACUUUUUCAAACCUUUGAUUUUCAUCCCUUUCACUUUUCCAUUAACCAACCACAACAACAUCACUCUCCCAUUAACUCCAUCUCCAAAGAACCUGAAGCUCCAAGGAAUAGCUUGGAAUCACAAGAUGAACAGAAUUUCAAAAUCCCAAAGAACAUAAUAACAAGAGGAGGAAGUUUCAAUGAUCUUUCCUCUGACGUUUCAUCUCCCGGAACAAAGACACCAACUUUGGUAGCAAGACUAAUGGGUCUUGAUCUUCUUCCUGAUGCAAACUCACCUUCUUCAUCUUCCUCUUCUUCUCUCUCAACUCCAAGCAGACAAAGCCAUUACCAUACUAGACCAAAACCAGACAAGAUCAAAAUAAUGAAACACAGACACAGCACAGACAGUGUCAUCAUGCGGUCUUUGCCUGAAACUCCAAGGUUGUCCUCAGAAAAAACAUCAUCAUUUGUUCAACAUAGACUCUCUCUACAAAUCAACAAAGAAAAUAUGAUUCACGGUGAAGAUUUAGACACUCCUCCUCGGUUUUCAUUCUCAAAGAUCAGAAAACAUGUUAAGGAAACUGUUGGUGGAAGAAAAGUUGGCAAAGACAUCACCAACAACACAAUCAAAAUUUCUAAUGAACAUGAACAUGAACAAGAACAAGAACAAGAGAAAGCGCUGAAACCGCUAGAAGAAUCAAAACAAGGAAAACAUUCAAACACAUCAUCUCACUCCCCAAGACUCAGCAGAUUCAAUGAUAACAACGUCAACAACAACCACAGACAUUCUCCAACUCUCAAAGACCAAAACACACAUCAAGUAUUAAAACAAUCAUCACGACCACCUUUGGUCAACAUUGAAGCACGGGUUUCAAGAGAUUCAACAAAGACUAAAACUCAAGCAAUGUCAGAACAGAAAGAGAUGAUGACGAAGGACAACAAAUCUUUCCCAAAAUGCAAGAAAACAGCACAUGGGAAUACGAGUCCACGGAUCAACAAGAAUCAACAGACAACAAUAAGAAACAAGCAACAAGAGUCUUUCAUUAUUCGACCUUCAUCAUCAACAACCAAAACCAAGAAAACUCAUCCACUUUCAAACAACACUCUCCUUCUCAAAACACACCCUUCUCCUCCAGAUACAAAAAUCCCUCAAAAACAGGUGAAUGAUGAUGUCCAAGAAUCCAAAAACAUUUCACAGUUAUUUAGUUCUUCGAGCCAGAAGUACACUCUCUGCAACCAAACAACCAAGGAUGAAUCAAAAUCUAACGGUUCUAUUGCAGCCGUAGGCGAAGACCAAGAACCAGAAUAUCAGUACAUCACAACCGUUCUAAACCGUACAGGAAUACACAGAGAACCAAUAACAAAUCUUCAACAUUUUCAAUGGUUCUCUUCAACACAUCCAUUAGACCCUUCAAUUUUUCACCGUCUUGAACUCUACCCAAACAAUAAAGAUAACGAAUUUACACAGAAAAACCAUCUGGGUCCACUCUGUAACCGUAGAUUACUAUUCGAUUUACUAGACGAAGUGUUGUCGGAGAUCCUCACCAAACCAAACAGUUACCGCGGGUUGUUGUUAGUAGACACAGUAUGGAACAAAGUUCGGAGUUUCCCACGUGCGAAAUGCGAGGUUUUAGAAGACAUAGACGGGUUAAUAGAAAUGAAAGACUUGAUGGAUAAGAUGAAGGAAGAAGAAGGUGAAAAACUGGUGGCGGAAAUUGAAAGGAAGGUAUUAGAAAUGUUAGUGAAUGAAACAAUAACCGUUAUGGUGGGUCCUAACCGUUGA
This is a messenger RNA of Vicia faba (fava bean), 1848 nucleotides long. Lineage: Eukaryota; Viridiplantae; Streptophyta; Magnoliopsida; Fabales; Fabaceae. The record is from the annotation of a GenBank genome assembly.